Cydia strobilella is the source of this 1203-nucleotide messenger RNA. Its product is annotated as endothelial zinc finger protein induced by tumor necrosis factor alpha-like. The transcript is spliced from 8 exons. The record is from RefSeq and is a predicted model, not a curated record. Gene Ontology annotation, biological process: regulation of transcription by RNA polymerase II. NCBI's taxonomy places the organism in Eukaryota, Metazoa, Arthropoda, Insecta, Lepidoptera, Tortricidae. Gene Ontology annotation, cellular component: nucleus. Gene Ontology annotation, molecular function: DNA-binding transcription factor activity, RNA polymerase II-specific; zinc ion binding; sequence-specific DNA binding. Bases 162 to 1193 code for a protein of 343 amino acids.
UUGGGUCCAUUUAGUUUUGUUAUUUUAGGAAAUAUAUUGUUUAAUAUUUUUCUUGCUUUUAAAUUUUUUGAGAAGGCGUAGUCUGGAUAGUCAUACGUAUCUGUCAAACAUGUUAUUACUAAGGGAUUUGGAGUAAUAUCUACUUCUAUGGCAUCUUCGCUAUGACCAGUAUCAUUUUAAUGCGAAAACUAUUAGCCAUGAAACUAAACAAGGCAGAAUUUGACAGAAUUAAACUACAGCAAGCGAAUAUAAAGCAAAAGAAGCAAAAAGUUCUGAGUUCAUUAAAAGAAAUUCUAGAGAAUCAGUCAUCUAAUAAAACAUGCAGACUGUGCCUAAGGUCUGGUGGAAGGAAUAUAUUCGGAGGAGAUCAGGGCUUUGAUGUUGCUCUCAACAUUAGAUACAUCUUAGGAGUAGAGAUUACAGAAGAUGACGGCAAGCCACAGCACAUUUGCAGUGACUGUGAACACACAGUGCGGCAGGCAUCGCAACUCAAGCAGACAGCGGAGACCACACAAUGGCGGUUGCAACAAGAAUUAGAGAUGGUGGCUAAUGAUGCGGCGUCAGACUGGAGCGAUGGGCGGGAGCAGCACGGCGGUUACUUUAAGACAAUGGACGCAGACAUUGCGCGGGAGUGGAUCUGUGGAAAGUGCCGUACGUCCUUUAAUACGCAGGAGGAAUUCACCGAACAUGAGAAACUGCCGUCCUGCAGAACACAGGCCAGGGGCUAUGUGUGUGAGACUUGCGGCUUGGAAAUGAAGUCUAUGUCGCGGCUCAAGAGACACAAGUUGACCCACACAAACGUCCUGCCGCACCUGUGCACGGCGUGCCCGUACCGCGCGCGCACGCUGCACGCGCUGCACGUGCACGCGCGCGCGCACGCCGGCACGCGGCCCGCGCGCUGCCCGUGCGGCGCCGCCUUCGCCUCGGCCUCCAACCUCGCCUCGCACCGCCGCACGCACCUCCCGCCCGCCUUCCCCUGCCAGCUGUGCGGCCGGGGCUUCAAGUUCAAAGCGGCCCUUCAGAACCACAUGGCGUCUCAGCACAGCAACGCGAAGCCCUAUAACUGCAAUAUAUGUGCGAAAGCUUUUUCUACAAGAAAGAUGAUCCUCCGUCACGAGUUGAAAGCGCACAAUCGGCCUAAAAUGCGCUCCGGAAUCCUGCCCAGCUACAUGCGGAUACAGGAAGAUAACUGAACUAUAACGG